CAGUUUUAGUAAUCACAUUUAAGUUAUAUUUAUAUCAAAUGAAAUAAAAAUGAGUGAAGCCCCCAGAUUCUUUGUUGGACCUGAGGAUACAGAAAUAAACCCUGGAAAUUAUCGACACUUCUUCCACCAUGCAGAUGAAGAUGAUGAGGAGGAGGAUGAAUCUCCACCGGAAAGGCAGAUUAUGGUUGGAAUAUGUUCCAUGGCAAAGAAAUCCAAAUCCAAACCAACGAAGGAAAUUCUUGAACGGGUCUCCUUAUUUAAAUAUAUCACAGUAGUAGUAUUUGAAGAAGAUGUUAUUUUAAAUGAACCAGUAGAAAACUGGCCUUUGUGUGAUUGUCUUAUUUCUUUUCAUUCUAAAGGAUUUCCACUGGACAAAGCAGUUGCCUAUGCAAAACUCAGGAAUCCAUUUGUAAUCAAUGACUUGAAUAUGCAGUAUCUCAUACAAGAUAGGAGAGAAGUAUAUAGUAUUCUUCAAGCUGAAGGUAUUUUACUUCCUCGUUAUGCAAUUUUGAAUCGUGACCCAAAUAAUCCCAAAGAAUGUAAUCUGAUUGAAGGGGAAGAUCAUGUAGAAGUAAAUGGGGAAGUUUUCCAAAAGCUAUUUGUAGAAAAGCCAGUCAGUGCAGAAGACCACAAUGUUUACAUUUAUUAUCCAACAUCUGCUGGUGGUGGAAGUCAAAGACUUUUUCGAAAGAUUGGCAGUAGAAGUAGUGUUUAUUCCCCAGAAAGCAAUGUACGAAAAACAGGCUCAUAUAUAUAUGAAGAGUUUAUGCCCACAGAUGGUACUGAUGUUAAGGUUUAUACAGUAGGUCCAGAUUAUGCCCAUGCUGAAGCUCGAAAAUCUCCUGCACUUGAUGGCAAGGUGGAACGAGAUAGUGAAGGAAAAGAAGUAAGAUACCCUGUUAUUCUCAAUGCACAAGAGAAAUUAAUUGCUUGGAAAGUCUGCCUUGCAUUUAAGCAAACAGUUUGUGGCUUUGAUUUGUUACGGGCCAAUGGACAGUCCUAUGUCUGUGAUGUCAAUGGCUUCAGUUUUGUGAAAAAUUCCAUGAAGUAUUAUGAUGAUUGUGCAAAAAUACUUGGGAAUAUUGUAAUGCGAGAGCUUGCUCCACAGUUUCAUAUCCCCUGGUCGAUACCCUUAGAAGCUGAAGACAUCCCGAUUGUACCAACUACAUCUGGAACUAUGAUGGAACUUAGAUGUGUCAUAGCUGUCAUACGUCAUGGGGACCGAACACCAAAACAAAAAAUGAAAAUGGAAGUGAGGCAUCAAAAAUUCUUUGAUCUUUUUGAAAAGUGUGAUGGAUAUAAAUCUGGGAAAUUAAAGCUCAAAAAACCAAAACAAUUACAGGAAGUGCUGGAUAUUGCACGACAACUUCUUAUAGAGUUGGGACAAAAUAAUGAUUCUGAAAUUGAAGAAAACAAGUCAAAACUUGAACAACUUAAGACCGUGUUAGAGAUGUAUGGCCAUUUUUCUGGAAUAAAUCGUAAGGUCCAGUUAACCUAUCUCCCUCAUGGUUGUCCUAAGACAUCUAGUGAAGAAGAAGACAGCCGAAGAGAAGAGCCAUCCUUACUUCUGGUUCUAAAAUGGGGAGGAGAACUAACCCCUGCAGGCAGGGUCCAGGCUGAAGAACUUGGAAGAGCUUUCAGGUGUAUGUAUCCUGGAGGUCAAGAUUAUGCAGGAUUUCCUGGUUGUGGUUUACUUAGAUUACAUAGUACCUACCGACAUGACCUUAAAAUAUACACCUCUGAUGAAGGACGAGUCCAGAUGACUGCAGCUGCUUUUGCAAAGGGGCUAUUAGCUCUAGAAGGAGAACUUACACCCAUUCUUGUUCAGAUGGUGAAAAGUGCAAACAUGAAUGGCCUUUUGGAUAGUGAUAGUGACUCUUUGAGCAGUUGUCAGCAACGUGUGAAAGCAAGACUUCAUGAAAUACUUCAGAAAGACAGAGAUUUUACUGCUGAAGAUUAUGAAAAGCUUACUCCAUCUGGAAGCAUUUCUCUUAUCAAAUCAAUGCAUUUAAUUAAAAAUCCUGUGAAGACCUGUGACAAAGUGUAUUUCUUGAUACAAAGUUUGACUUUCCAAAUCAGACAUCAAAUGGAAGAUCCCAAAUCAUCAGAUAUUCAGCUUUAUCAUAGUGAGACCUUAGAGCUCAUGCUACGUAGAUGGUCCAAGUUGGAGAAAGACUUUAAAACAAAUAAUGGAAGAUAUGAUAUUAGUAAAAUCCCUGACAUAUAUGACUGUAUAAAAUAUGAUGUCCAGCAUAAUGGCUCCUUGAAAUUAGAAAACACAAUGGAAUUAUAUAGGCUUUCAAAGGCAUUAGCUGAUAUUGUUAUUCCUCAGGAAUAUGGUAUAACUAAAGCUGAAAAACUGGAUAUUGCCAAAGGCUACUGUACUCCUCUAGUUAGAAAAAUUCGCUCAGAUCUUCAAUGGACACAAGAUGAUGACACUGUAAAUAAACUCCAUCCUGUGUAUUCCAGAGGUGUUCUGUCACCUGAAUGUCAUGUCCAUACCAGAUUAUAUUUCACCAGUGAAAGUCAUGUGCAUUCUUUACUGUCUAUUCUUCGCUAUGGUGCCUUAUGUGAUGAAUCAAAGGAUGAACAAUGGAAACGAGCUAUGGAUUAUUUAAAUGUUGUCAAUGAACUCAACUACAUGACUCAGAUUGUUAUCAUGCUUUACGAGGAUCCUAACAAGGAUCUUUCCUCUGAGGAACGCUUUCAUGUUGAAUUACAUUUUAGUCCAGGAGCCAAAGGAUGCGAAGAAGACAAAAAUUUACCAUCUGGCUAUGGAUAUAGACGAGCUUCAAGGGAGAAUGAAGGCAGGAGAUCUUUUAACAUUGAUAGUGAUGAUGAGCCACAUACUUCUAAAAAAGAUGAGGUUGAUCGAGCUGUGAUAUUGUUUAAACCUAUGGUAUCAGAGCCAAUUCAUAUACACAGGAAGUCUCCACUUCCAAGAUCUAGGAAGAUGGCUGCAAAUGAAGUUGUAUCUGAAAAUGCUAAUUACUUGCGAACACCAAGAACUCUUGUAGAACAGAAGCAGAACCCUACUGUAGGCUUUGAAUUGUAUUCGAUGGUGCCAUCUAUUUGUCCUCUAGAAACUCUUCACAAUGCCCUGUCUUUAAAGCAGGUGGAUGAAUUCCUUGCUUCCAUUGCUUCUCCAUCAAGUGAAGUUCCACAGAAGACCCCUGAAAUUUCCUCUUCAGCUUCACGUUCCAGUCCAAUAAUAAUAAGAAAAGUAUCUUUAAAUACAUAUACACCUGCAAAGAUCCUCCCAAUGCCAGCAGCUACCAUAAAGAGUACUAAAGCAAGCAGCAAACCAGCUCCCAGCAGACCUUCUAGUAUGGUUGUUCCCAAUACCUCAUCUCGGAAAAAGGGUGUGAGUAGCAAAACAGAAAUGCAUGAACACAAAAAAAACACUGCGAAAAAUAAAUGAAAUCUUCUUAGCAGAAGCUGGAACUCAUUAUACUUAUAAAAAAUCACGUGUUCAGUAGAAAGAGACACAUAAUAAACCUUGACUGAAAAGUAUCAAAGCAAGUAAUUUGUGUCUCCUUAUACAUCUCUAUAUUAAUUUAAAGAUAUAUGACAUCUAGAGAAUUCUUUGUAUAUAUUCAGGUAAGGCCUUUGCCAUGAUCUGGAAAUGUUUAAAACAAUGUUUAUAGCAUUUUAUGUGUAGCAAAACUUAUGGUGAUAAAGGUCUUUUGUUCUGAAUGUGAUGUUUACCAUGUGCCUAUGGUAAAGAAGAGGAAUGGGAAAGCCCAGACGGCCUGUGCCAAUGUCACACAGUAAUGCUGUUCGCUGAAGAACCUAUGAGGUGGCCUCUGUACACGUUUUCACUUUCACAGGGUCACAUCUGGGCUGCAAAAACCUAUAGCUUGAAAUUUGAUGGCCAUACUGGGGACUUUUAAAAAGCAUAUUUCCAAAGAGAUUUCAUUGACCAUAUAGAUUAGAAACCUUUUUUUCCCCAAUUGUUAUGAUUACAUAUAUGCUGCAAUAUUUAAUAACUGGAGUAUUGGCAUAUGGGUUAUUUUUUCAAUCUAUGCUUUGAAUUUUUAUUGUGUAUUAUUUAAAAUAUUACAUAUGCAGCUGGGAUAACUAUACCUUUUUGCACAUAAAUUUGUAUAUUAAUUUGUAGAAAAUAUUUUCUUUAUAUAUUUCC
This is a messenger RNA of Mesoplodon densirostris (Blainville's beaked whale), 4144 nucleotides long. RefSeq names its product inositol hexakisphosphate and diphosphoinositol-pentakisphosphate kinase 2-like. NCBI's taxonomy places the organism in Eukaryota, Metazoa, Chordata, Mammalia, Artiodactyla, Ziphiidae. Gene Ontology annotation, molecular function: diphosphoinositol pentakisphosphate kinase activity; inositol hexakisphosphate kinase activity; 5-diphosphoinositol pentakisphosphate 1-kinase activity. Gene Ontology annotation, cellular component: cytosol. The record is from RefSeq and is a predicted model, not a curated record. The transcript has a single exon. Bases 50 to 3421 code for a protein of 1123 amino acids. Gene Ontology annotation, biological process: inositol phosphate biosynthetic process; inositol metabolic process.